Molecule: messenger RNA, 808 nt
Organism: Suillus clintonianus
Lineage: Eukaryota; Fungi; Basidiomycota; Agaricomycetes; Boletales; Suillaceae
Exons: 2
Coding region: 11-715 (234 amino acids)
Source: RefSeq, a predicted model, not a curated record
GGUCAAAGUUAUGGCCGCCAUUCCCUCAUUUCGCAGAAAUCUGUGGCCACGCCAUUGCUUGCCUUCGGCGCGUGAUCUCGUGCGCAGUAUAGUUGUCUCAUCAAAAUCUCCGUUGUCAACCAAGGACAUCUACCAUUUAGCCUUAAAACAGACCGCAAUUCAACUUGUGUCAGACGAGUCGCCAGAGCACAAUGUGCCGAAGAAGGAGCAUCCGACUAUCGUGCGUGGAAUGUUAAAGCAGCCCUCUACGCGGCCGCCUCAUCCAGAGCAUGCUGUACGGUCUCUACAGUAUUUAAAGAGAGUGGUGCUCCCUGACUUAGUGAACUCGAAGGAGAUUGAGAAGUUCUGCACCAAGCGAACACUCUCGCAAGCGGAAAUUGACCACCGGCUUCAGACGGUGACUAAAGCUGCGCGCAAGGAACAGUCUGCAUUACUCGCUGCACCGAGAAACACUUGGUUGUGGAAAACGAGGACGCCACCUCCUCCACUUAAGCCCUUGCCCGUCUCUACCCUCUCGAAGUCGGAAUUACUGGGUCUGCCUCGGCUCACGGCAGCCGAUGUAGGUGUUGGGGAGGAUUGGAGUCAUUUGAACAAGCGAAGGCGACGCGCGAGGAAGGAAAAGGUCGAGCGUGAUUUGAAGUGGAUGUGGACACUGCAGGCCGCGAAGAGGGAAGCCGCACGGGAGGUAUUGCAACUCAGUGCUCCAGCUUCAUAGUUUGCAACAUGCUGCAGAUCAAUUUACUAUUUCCAGUACUGCCUUCCUUUGUUUGAUUAUUUUUUUCGAAUCAGGGAAAGGUUUUUCAGAUCG